AUGGUGUGCGAUGCAUGCCAAAAGAAAUUGACGAAGAUUGUUGGUGUCGACCCUUAUCGUAACAAAGCACAUAACAAGUUGGCAGGAGUUCAGAAGCGCCCGCCAACAAACCAGAACCGGUUACUCGGGAGUGAAAAGAAGGCCACUGUUAUGAAUUUAAAAUGCAAGAUAUGUAAAUGUGCGAUCCAUCAAGUUGGCUCCCAUUAUUGCCAAACAUGCGCAUAUCAAAAAGGAAUUUGUGCAAUGUGUGGUAAACGCAUUAUGAACACUUCUGGUUUGCGACAAAGUACUGUUUGA
Messenger RNA from Haemonchus placei, 297 nucleotides. The record is from the annotation of a GenBank genome assembly. NCBI's taxonomy places the organism in Eukaryota, Metazoa, Nematoda, Chromadorea, Rhabditida, Trichostrongylidae.